Messenger RNA from Zeugodacus cucurbitae (melon fly), 2378 nucleotides. It is a transcript of the gene Task7, whose product is annotated as two pore potassium channel protein sup-9. Gene Ontology annotation, molecular function: potassium ion leak channel activity. Bases 218 to 1252 code for a protein of 344 amino acids. Lineage: Eukaryota; Metazoa; Arthropoda; Insecta; Diptera; Tephritidae. The transcript has 4 exons. The record is from RefSeq and is a predicted model, not a curated record. Gene Ontology annotation, biological process: stabilization of membrane potential; potassium ion transmembrane transport. Gene Ontology annotation, cellular component: membrane.
UUACAAAAACAUAGACUAUUAAACAUUGCUCAUAAAUAGAAGAUACAUCGCAUUAAAUCCUAGGUAUACAAUUUUAUCAAGAAUAAUAGAAGUGUUCUUGCAAUUUUAUGGUACAAUUUGUGAAAUUCAUAAUACAAUUGACGUUUUUAUUAUAAUACAAUCUAUAUAAAAACUAAAGUACGUAUUAUGAGUCUUAGUUCAAUCGCUAACUAUUAAUAUGAAGAGGCAAAACGUUCGUACCUUAUCUUUGGUCGUUUGUACGUUUACAUAUUUGCUUAUUGGCGCUGCUGUUUUCGACUCACUGGAGUCGCGCACGGAAGCAAAGAGAUGGGAGUUUCUACAAGCUGUUAAAAGCAAUUUCGUUAAAAAGUAUAACAUCACCGCCGAAGACUAUCGGAUGAUGGAAAUAGUGAUCAUCGAGAAUAAACCGCACAAAGCCGGUCCGCAGUGGAAAUUUGCCGGUGCGUUUUACUUUGCGACUGUAGUUCUGGCUAUGAUUGGUUAUGGGCAUUCAACGCCAGUGACAAUCGGUGGUAAAGCGUUCUGCAUGGCAUACGCAAUGGUAGGCAUUCCGUUGGGCCUCGUCAUGUUCCAGUCAAUUGGAGAACGUUUGAAUAAGUUCGCGUCGGUAAUAAUACGACGGGCUAAACGUUAUAUGCACUGCACUCAAACCGAGGCAACAGAAAUGAAUUUAAUGUUAGCGACGGGUAUGCUAUCGUCCAUCAUUAUAACCACUGGCGCAGCAGUAUUUUCACGCUAUGAGGGCUGGAGUUAUUUCGACAGUUUCUAUUACUGCUUUGUGACGCUCACAACCAUCGGAUUCGGUGACUAUGUGGCGUUGCAAAACGAUCAGGCGCUGAUCAAUAAACCCGGCUAUGUUGCGCUCAGUUUGGUGUUUAUUCUAUUUGGACUUGCAGUAGUCGCUGCCAGUAUCAAUCUGCUAGUGCUUCGCUUCAUGACCAUGCAAGCCGAAGAUGCAAAACGCAACGAACAGGAUGCUCAAGAAGCCGCAGCCACUGCUUUCUCCAAUCGACAACUAGCCUACGAUGUGGAAUCCAGUAACUUUAAUAUGCAUGGCAAAUUGUUACUGAACUCAAAUUAUACCACGGAUUUCGAUGAAACUUUAUCAAUUUGUUCAUGUACUUGCCUUGGAGGCACAAAAUGUCUAAAUCAUGAACCCUUUGUUGAUCCUGAUUUUCGUCCUACUGAUAUCAUUGAGAGUACCCUGAGUUUAAAACGUGCAUCGGUUUGAUAUAUGGUAACAAUACUAUAAUGAUUUAUUGAACAAUGUUAAAUUGUCAUAUGUAGAAACGCUUACAGACAGAUAAGCGGAGGAUAUCAAACAAGGUUGAUGAACUAUAUAGUUAUAACAAGCAGCAAUUAUUACUUUUUUUCCAACGGUUGCCCACUUCCACCCAUCAGAGUGUCAGAUGUAAAACUAAAUUUAUCAGCUUAUUAAAAUGUAUUAUACAGUGCAAUCUAAACUGGCAUACGUUAUGAGUUAAGAGAAGAUUGUAUAGUAUUUUUUUGUUUCAAUAUAUAUUCGAUAUAUCGUGUAGUUUAAUACCUUAUGAAACAACAAAAAUUCCAAAAAGAGCUGUAACAUAAAUAGUUUCAAAAAUACUGACUAAUUUACAGUUUUUGGGUAAAAAAAUGAAAACAAGUUUGUUCUUCAGUCAGAGGCAUCGCUCGAAAAUCAUAAAAUUCUGGCGCAUUUAGAGUUUUAAUAACAGUCAGCUAGAAAUAUUUAGUAAAUGGGCACUUAGAAAAUUUUUGGACCAAUUUCACUUAGAUAUUUUACACAUGAGCGUAUCGCUCAUAAAGCCAAAUCGAAGAUCAUAGGCACUAAGAUCCUGACAUCAAGCAUUGCAAACCUACUGUAUUAUUAAAAAAGUUAAAUUACUGUUAUUGGAAACCAAAAAUUAAUAAAAGCAAAUACAACGUCUCAACAUCAAGAACAUUUUGGUAAUUCCUCCAAAGUAAUAAGUUGGCAAAAUAUGGAAAUUUGUCUGACUCGAAAUAUAUUUAGAAUCUAAAUAUUAUAUAUAAGAAAUAUGAUUUUGUAAAGUUCCAUUUGUUAUAAAGAAUUUUAUUAAAGUAACAAAUACUUUGCAAAAAAACACUCACUCUCAUUUUCAGUAUUUUGUGGAAGUAACGUAUCUUUUUAAACUCAAUAAACAGAGCGAUGUUUUGGAAUUUUUUCACACAAAACAUAUUUUGAAAAGAUUUUAGUCAGACAAGAGCGUAGUAAAUUAGUUUUUUAAAUUGCAAAACCGGUCCAGUGAUCAAUUAUAAUCGAAAGUGUACUAAGACGACGAGCACUGCAAUUUUAUAUUACUUUUCCAUACGCUAAAUUUUAACCUAAUAUUCAUUUCCAA